AUGGUGCUGAGCAACAAUGUGAACGUGGACCUUCCUCCUCACACCCUACCAGAUCUGUUGAGACUUCUGAGAGGUCAGGCACUAGGGCCGCUGGCUGCCGUGGACGUGGUUAAUGUAGUCUGUAACGACAUCGUCAAGACCCUGCACACGCACUUCUGCAACCUCAAGGCUGCCAACACCAGACAGGAGGACCCGCCCCGGCCCUUCCCCCUGCACCCGUGCCUGCGCAGCGCGGAGGCGGAGCUUCGUUUCCUGCGCAGCUGCGCCCGCCUGCUGGCGCUCUGCCUGCUGCCCCCCCGCGAUGCCCGCUCCCACAGCCUGCGUGCGGUGCUGGUGGAGAUCAUCGCCACCCAAGUGCUGAAGCCCCUGGUGGAGGUGCUCAGCGACCCCGACUACAUCAACCGCACGCUGCUGGCCCAGCUGGAGCACCGCGAGCAGGUGAGCGAGCACCACCGGAAGGCCUACACCUACGCGCCGUCCUACGAGGAGUUCAUCAAGCUCAUCAGCGGCAGCGCCGACGUGCACUUCCUCAAGCAGCUGAGGUACCAGAUAGUGGUGGAGAUCAUCCAGGCGACCACCAUCAGCAGUCUCCCUCAGCUGAAGAAGCAGAAAGAGGGCAAAGGGAAGGAGACGGCGGCCAUGAAGGCAGACCUGCUGCGCGCGCGCAACAUGAAGCGCUACAUCAACCAGCUGACCGUGGCCAAGAAGCAGUGCGAGAAGAGGAUCCGGCAGCUGGGGGGCCCCAAAUACGAGCAGCAGGAGGAGGGGGCCACAGAGGUGGAGGGGGAGGACCCUCAGAGCCAGAGGAUCAUUCAGUUUGAGGAGAUCAUGUCGAACUCCACCUUCCGAGGGCAUUUCCGUAUCUAUAUGGAGCGGGUGGACAAGAGGGCCCUGCUCAGCUUCUGGGAGCUGGUGGACAUGUUGAAGAGCGCUAACAAGAACGAAGUGCCCCAGCUGGUGGGGGAGAUCUACCAGAAGUUCUUUGUGGAGAGCCGGGAGAUCCCGGUGGAGAAGGCCCUGUACAAGGAGAUCCAGCAGACCCUGGUGGGGAACAAGGGCACGGACGUGUUCCUGAAGAUCCAGGCGGAGGUGUACGAGACCAUGAAGGAGCGCUACUACCCGUCCUUCCUGGUGAGCGACCUGUACGAGAGGCUCGUGAAACGGGAGGAGCUGCGGCAGUCCAGUGGGGAGGACAAGGACGAGAUGGCCGUCGAGGGCAGGGAGGAGGUUCUGGACGAGGGAAGCACAGCCAUUAACGAGCAGGCCAGCUACGCCGCCAACAAGCUGCACCAGCUGUACGACAAACUGGAGUACAAACGCAACGCCCUGGGCUCCAUACAGAACGCCCCCAAACCUGACAAAAAGAUCGUGUCCCAGCUGAAGGAGGAGAUCGCGGCGAUGGAGAAGGAGCACAGCGAUCUGCAGGAGCACAUCUCGCGCACAGACUGGUGGUGCGAGAACCUGGGCGUCUGGAGGGCCACCAUCAGCGGCACGGAGGCCGCCGAGGAGAACGGGGAGCAGAUGGCGUGCUACGCGGUGACCGUGACCCUGCUGGGGGGCGACGACUCGGACAGCAACCGCUGGACGGUCAGCAGGAAGCUGAGCGAGUUCCAGGCGCUGCACAGGAAGCUGACGGAGUGCUUCCCCUCCUUGAAAAAGGUCCAGCUGCCCUCCAUCAGCAAACUGCCGUUCAAGUCCGUGGACCAGAAAUUUCUGGAGAAGUCCAAAAACCAGCUCAACACCUUCCUGCAGAAAAUGCUGAAGGACGAUCGAAUGUGCCAGAGCGAGGCCCUCUACGCCUUCCUCAGCCCCUCCCCCGAGCACCUCAAGGUCAUGGACAUCCAGAAGAAGUCCUCCUUCUCCCUGGCCUCCUUCCUGGAGAGGCUGCCCGGAGACUUCUUCUCUCACCCGGAGGAGGAGGGGGAGGACGACAGCGACCUGUCCGACUACGGCGAGGAGGCGGACGGGAAGAGGGACGCCCUGGCCGAGCCCUGCUUCAUGCUCAUCGGGGAGAUCUUCGAGCUGAGGGGCAUGUUCAAGUGGGUGAGGAAGACGCUGAUUGCACUAGUCCAGGUCACGUUCGGACGGACCAUAAACAAGCAGAUUCGGGACACGGUGCACUGGAUCUUCAGCGAGCAGAUGCUGGUGUACUACAUCAACGUUUUCCGCGACGCCUUCUGGCCCGGCGGGAAGCUGGCGCCGGCCGCCGCCGCGCGGUCGGAGGCCGAGUGUCAGGAGACCAAGGAGCGGGCGCAACAGAAGCUGCUGGACAACGUCCCAGAUGCACUACAGAACCUCGUUGGACACCAGAAUGGUCGAUACGGCAUCAUCAAGGUGUUCAACGCUCUACAGGAAGUCAGUGCCAACAAGCAUCUCCUCUAUAUCCUCCUGGAGAUGUUCCUCAGAGAGCUGUGUCCUGAACUCAGUGCAGAGCUGGAGCAGACCUGAGCGGCCCGUUCCACGUCCGUUCUCCCGACAGACACUGCACAGUCUGGGCCCGUAUAAUUCAAUCCAGCUCAUCGCGUUAGGAGUGCUGCUCCAGGAUCCAGGUUUUCCCUCAACACCUUCCCGACUUCAUCCGGCCAAACCGAUCCUAGAUCAGCACUCCUGCUCUGACUAUGUCUGAUGAAUGUGGUCCUGGGUGUGGUCUUACUGUAUAGAGAAAUCAGCGAGUUUCUUUGACCCCCCCCCCCCCCCCCCCCGGAUACACCACUAUCUGAACGCACUUGAUGAUGUGGCUCUCAGAAUCUGGGGCAAUGGGCUUAAGACUUCAUUUGAAAGGUCCUCUGGUUCAUUUGCCUGAAAACAGAUUUAACUGCCAAUGUCUGUUGUGGAGUGCCAGUUUUUUGUUUUCGGGCCUGGGUGGGCCUUUAUUUAUUGUGAAUAGUUGUGGAAUUAUGAAUGUUGUAAGUGAAAGAUGUCCACAGACCUCUGAACAUUCCUUAAACUUUUUUUUUUUUUUGGUGUCCAUUAAAAGGCUUUAUUGUGCAAUACGUCAUGUAAAGUCAUUGUGACUAUUUUAUUGUUGAAUAGGAAUAGAUUUUUAUUUUUACCAAAGAUAGUUUAGAGAAUUUAUAAGCAAUAAAUUGCCAAAGCGUA
Molecule: messenger RNA, 3099 nt
Organism: Anguilla rostrata (American eel)
Lineage: Eukaryota; Metazoa; Chordata; Actinopteri; Anguilliformes; Anguillidae
Gene: snx25
Product: sorting nexin 25
Exons: 19
Coding region: 1-2448 (815 amino acids)
Cellular component (GO): endosome
Molecular function (GO): phosphatidylinositol binding
Source: RefSeq, a predicted model, not a curated record